Pseudo-nitzschia multistriata is the source of this 4155-nucleotide messenger RNA. The record is from the annotation of a GenBank genome assembly. Lineage: Eukaryota; Bacillariophyta; Bacillariophyceae; Bacillariales; Bacillariaceae.
CCGAAGACCACAUUUCGAGCCACUAACUAUCAACGCACGUUAUCAUCAAACACUGAGAAAAAGAGUCGAAACGACGCCUUGUAUCAACUCCACACAGUUUGGAUUCCGGUUCGUUCCACUUGAUCCGUAUCUCGCAAUAAACAAAGUCAGUCGUCAGCCAUGUCGUUCGAACUCGACGUCGAGCGCUUCUACAGUCGCCUUCGUAAGCUGCAUGGGAGCUUUGUCAAACACAAGUGAGUGUACUGCGRGCUCCGUUCCUUCAAAAUAGUUCUGUCUUUUCUCCUCGUGGUCUUGUGGCCCUCGCUUUUCUGAUUGUUCGUGUGCAUUGCACCCGCUUUAGUUGCUGUUGCUGUUGCUGUUGAUGUUUCCGCUGCUGCUGCUGCCGCGACGUCUAGGUACAACCAUCUCAACACAAUACAUUCGUUUGCUCACUCUCUACAUAUCCGUCCGUCUGUCUCUGCGUUACAAUUAAAUCGAAUCGAUGCAACUCGUGGACAACAUGGCUCGAUCUCAUUCAAUCGUUAAAAAUGUGACACGUUGUUCACAGGAAAAACUUUUGGAACGGCGCCAAGUGCCUCAGUUUUCAACGAGCCGGUAGCGAUGAAGAGAAUCCAUACGCCCGAUCRGUCGUUCUACASCACUGGCUGUUUGGGUACGAGCUCCCAGACACGAUCAUGGUCUUGACAGACGAUGGAAAUCUGUGGGUCUGCGCUACGAAGAAGAAGUGCGAGUUCAUCCGAUCAGCCGUUGGAAAGGACAAGGACUUCCAGAUUCACUUGUUGCUUAGGGACAAGGAAGAUGGAAACGCCGCAAACUACGCCACUCUCCUCAAACAGGCUACCGGGGAAGACACCGGCGACAGCGCGACUAAGGUGGGUGUUCUGAUGAAGGAGCGAGCGAUCAACAAGGAGGCAGGGGACAAAUCGAUCGUUCAGUCAUACGAAACAAAACUGGACGAGAACGUAGAGGCCAAGAAAAUCGAACUGGUAGAUGCAACCCACGGGGUAGCCCUCGUCAUGGCGGUGAAAGACCAGUCGGAACGAGAUCUCUUGAAAAAGUCGAGCAUCCUGAGCAACAAGGUGAUGAAGCACGGGUUUGUUAAACGAUUGGAGGACAUUAUUGAGGACAUUAUUGGAGAGGACGGAAAAAUUGGGGACACAAAGGUGAGCCACGAAUCUUUUGCAUCCGAAAUAGAGGCCAUUAUUGAAAAUCCCAAAAAGAUCAAGCUGGAGGUUCCGGCCGACGAUGUCCAACCUUGUUACUUCCCGAUCAUCCAGAGCAACGGCAAAUACGAGCUGAAGGUGUCGGCUCAGUCAACCUCCGACUCUCUUUCGCCCGACAUUAUUAUGGUAUCGCUCGGGGCACGUUACAAAUUGUAUUGCAGUAACAUUGCAAGGACAUUUCUGGUAGAUCCACCCAAGAAAGUAUCGAAAAACUACGAAAUACUGUUAGAAGUCCAAGAAGCUUGUUUAGAGGUGAUGCAACCGGGAAAUCCGUUGAAGUCGGUCUACAAGGCUGCUGUGAGCUACCUGAAAAAGAAUGGACACGAAAAAUUAGUUGAAAAGUUACCRAAGAAUCUUGGUUUUGCCCAGGGCUUGGACUUCCGCGAUUCCACCCUGCUACUAUCUCCGAAGAACAGUGUCAUCUUGCGGAAGGGCAUGGUAUUUUGUCUWGCAGUCGGAUUUCAGAACCUAGAACUAACUGAAUCUCAUCUGAGCAACACUCCGAAGGAUAGCCCGGUACGUGCAUUUCCUUGACGCUAGUUAUUGUUCAUGCCCGACGAUUUAGUUCAGACUCAUUCUCAUGCCCCGCACUUUGUAAUUGUUUUGAAAAUCUGUAUCCUUACAGGUGAAGAAACUAAGGACUUAUGCUCUGAUGGUUUCAGAUAUGGUUAGUAUUACCGACAAGGGUGGCGAAGUUAUGACCAAGAUGAGCAAGGCUAUUACAAACGUUGCAUACAACGUCAACGACGUCGAUGAUGACGAUGAAGAAGAYGACGACGAAGAUGCAAAGCUAGCUCGCAAACUAGCAAACGAGAACGAUAAUGGAGGUAGAAGGUCAAAACGAUUGGCUCGGGAUCCGAACGAACUCGCCGAAGUAGCCGAGGGGGUUGCCGAGCGCGAGCGUCGGCAGAUUGCGCUGAUGGAGCGACGAAACGAAGAUAGGGUCCGAGAAAUUGCUCGUCAAAAUUCCAAGAAGCGAGGAAAGGGSGCGGAAGAGGAUCAGGCAGAAGAACUGGAAGCCUACAGAACUCCCCGCGAUUAUCCUCCAAACGUACAACCAAAUCAGGUCAAGGUAGAUAUGGCGAACCAAUGCGUCCUACUCCCUGUUUUUGGAAAUCCAAUUCCUUUUCAUAUCAGCACCAUCAAAAAUGUGGUACUUCCAGACCCUGAUAACGCCACCCUCUUGCGCAUUAACUUUUACACUGCCGGAAUUGCGCUUGGAAAGGAUGCCCCUCAAAACAUGGCGAAGCUUGUCCAGAAAUACGCUCCGUACGCCUCCUUCAUUCGCGAAAUGACCUUCCGAAGUCUUGAUGGAAACAACUUGGUGGCAGCCUUUCGUCAAAUAUCAGAGCUCCGAAAGCGUGCCCGUGCCAAGGAAAUUCUAGAAACUGAGGAACAGAAUCUAGUGAAACAAGAGAAAUUAGUACGAACGAAGAACGAGCGAGUCCCAAGACUGUCUGACCUCACUAUGCGGCCGGUCUUUGCCGGAAGAAAAACGCAAGGGAAUUUAGAAGCGCAUACAAAUGGUCUUAGAUUUAUUUCUACACGAGGAGAAGUUGUGGAUAUCAUGUACAACAAUAUCAAAUACGCCAUUUUCCAACCCUGUGAGAAUGAAAUUAUGGUUCUCAUACACUUUCAUUUGAAGAAUGCGAUUAUGGUGGGCAAAAAGAAACACAUUGAUAUUCAAUUCUUCACCGAGGUUGUUGAUGCGAGUCAAGCAGUCGACAAUGGUCGACGGAGUAUGUAUGAUCCCGAUGAAAUGGACGACGAACAGAGAGAGCGUACACUACGAAAGCGACUCAAUUCUGCGUUCAAAGAUUUUUGCAAAAAGGUCGACAUGACCGCAAAGAAGAACAAUUAUGAGCUAGAGUUUGAUGUCCCGUAUCGCGAUCUUGGCUUCACGGGCAAUCCUCACAAAGAGAUGGUGAAUGUUCUCCCAACGUUGAAUUGCCUCGUGAACUUGACCGAGACUCCCUUCUUUGUCGUGGAUCUUGACGAUGUUGACCAUGUUCAUUUCGAGCGUGUUACAUACAUGAGUAAAGCAUUUGACUGCAUUCUUAUCAAUAAGGAUUUCACUAAGAUGCCAUGGCGAGUCGAUAUGAUUCCCAACGGUGACAAAGAUGCCAUCCAAGAGUGGCUGACUGACAUGGACAUCACUUACACAGAAGGACCGAUGAAUCUAAACUGGAAGUCCAUUUUAAAUACAGCGAAGGACGACGAUCGUUUUUACAUGAAUACGGAAGACGAYGAAUUCACUAAGAAGGAAGCUGGAUGGGAAAUCCUUCGAAUGUUCGGUAACGAUGAUGACGAUGACGAUGAUGAAGAUGAGGACGACUCCGAGUUCGGAGAAGAGAGUGCGGAAGAGGAAGAAGAGCUCGAGGAAGACGAUGAAGAAGAUUACGACUCUGUUGAUGAUGACGAAAGCGAUUUCGAUGCAGACGAGGAUCUUGAAGAGCAAGGAAUGGACUGGGACGAGAUGGAAGAACAGGCAGCGAUUGCCGACAAGAAGAGAUCACGUGGUGGGGAAGAUUUCGAACCACAGCGAAUYAAGAGACGGGGAGGGGGAAGAGACGGAGGUUCGAGAAACCAGAAACGACGACGACGAUGAGCGUUACCACUUCAAUAAAGCUUGUUGUCAGGCAGGGAAAAAAGUUCAACAAAAAAAGGUUAUUUCAAUUUUCUAUCUUCAUGUAAAGUCGUUUUCUUUCACAUCAUUUCUUACGUUGCGUUCGUCAAAUAAGACCUGGAAGCUGCCUUUUGUACUCAGAAAAUAGAAUUAUUUGCAACAGCAGCCAUGGGUGUUACAAUGCCUUGCUAUGCUGCCAGCGGAUGUUCCUUCCCAUCAGGGAUAAAAUGAAUUUGUUGCUAGCACUCCUUUCUCUCCUCACCAAUUUGAAUGAUAUUCCUAUCAAGCGAUGUAACACUUUUAGAC